AUGGCGGCGUCCGUGUCCGCCGGCGUCGGCGUCGCGUCGUCGUCGUCGUCGUCGUCGUUCGCGAGCGCCCGAUCUCAUCACGCGUGCCGGCAUCAGCUCUCCUCGAACCGUCGGGGCCUCGCGACGACGACGACGACGCCGUCGCCGCCGCCGCCGACGCGAUGCGCGGCGUCGUCCAAAGGAGGGAAGCCGACGACGACGCGGCGACGCGCGCGGGCGACGACCGUCAGAGCGGCGGACGACGCCGCGGAGGCGGACGCGGCGAUGGUGCAGAACAACGCGAUCGGCCGCGCGGCGCGCGGGAAAGCGAAAAAGACGACCGCGUCGUCGUCGUCGUCGUCGUCGUCGACGACGACCGCCGCCGCCGCGCCCGCCGCGACGCGCCCGCCGCUCCUGAACGUCCUCGCGGACGACGCGCUCGGCCCCGCGCACGCGUCCGCGACCACGUGGAUCGUCUUCAGCGACCUCCACGUCAACCGAAAAACGUCCGACGUCUGCGUCCAAGUCCUCGACGCCGUGCUCGCGGAGGCGCGAUUAAAAAACGCGGGCGUAGUCUUCCUCGGGGACUGGUGGCACGCGCGCGGGGCGAUUCCGGUCGAGCCGCUCAACGCGAGCCUCGACGCGAUCAGAGCGUGGGACGUGCCCGUGGUGAUGAUCCCGGGGAACCACGACCAAGUCACCGCGGGCGGGGAGCUCCACGCGUUGGCGCCGUUGAGAGCGGCCAACCCGGAGCGCGUGCGCGUGUUCGACAGCCCCACGUUCUGGCGCGGCGCGCUGUGGCUGCCGUACCGGCGCGAUCACGGCGUGUUGAGGGACGCGGUGCGCGAGGCGAAGGCGCUGCGUCUGAGCGGUCCGACCGACGGCGGCGGCGGCGACGGCGGGCCGGCGUUGAGAGCGAUUUUUUGCCACGCCGACGUCAAGGGCGCCGCGAUGAACGAGAGCUUUCAAGCGAAAGACGGCGUCGACCCGGAGCUGUUCGCGGUCAAAACCGACGCCGCGACCGACAACGUCGUCCCGACGUUCACCGGGCACUAUCACAAGCCGCACACGGUCGCGAACACGUCGAUCACGUACGUAGGGAGUCCGUACCAAGUGAGCCGCGCCGAGGCGGGGCAGCGAAAAGCGCUCGUGGUGUUGGACGCUUCGAACGGCUGGGCGGGGUGGACGGACCCGGACUCGAAGUCAAAGUCGAAAGCGAAAUCAUCCCAAGUGGACCCCGCGAACCCGGUGAAACUCCCACGGUCGUCGCUGAUCCCGAUCGACCUCGGGCCGCGGCACUUCGCAUUGUCGGGCGAAGACGCGAAGAUCCCGAGAGACGCGAGAGCCGGGGACGUCCUUCGCUGGACGCUGCCGCUCUCCGCGGAAUGUGGAACGUCAACCGAUGCGGGCGCGUUUACGGCGGGCCCGGGCGCCGCGGCGUCCGUGCCGAGCAUCGAGCGCGCGCGCGCGCAAGGGAUCCACGUGGAAGUGUCGUACGAGACGAAGCGAGCCCCGGCGAGGAUCCCCAAAGCGGAGGAGCUCGGCCCCGUCGGGCUCUACGACGCGUACGCGAAGGCUGUGCGUCUCCCGCCCGACGUCGCCGCGGAAGGCCGCGCCGUCCUCGCGGAGGUCGCAAUGCGCGUCGCGGAGAGCGACGUCGACGGCACCGGCGCGGCGUCGUUGUCUUCCCCGAGGGGGAAAGGCGAGCGCGUUCGGAUCGCGUUUAAGGAGGUCGAGGUGGAAGGCUUCGGCGCGUUUUCCGACGCGGUGACGUACCCGCUGCGUAACCGCGGCGUGUGCGUCGUCGUCGGGGAUAACAGAGACGACCGCUGCAGCGACAGCAACGGCGCGGGCAAGACCACGCUCGUGAUGGCGACCGCGUGGGCGCUGACCGGCAACUCCGACGUCCGCGUCGAAGGCGGGAGCGGGAAGACGCUCACGAAGACGGACGUCGUCAACGACGACCGAAAGUCCGCGCGCGUCCGCGUCGAGGGCUACGUUAACGGCGAGCCCUUCUGGGUCGAGCGCAAGGUGUCUCGGACGAAGCUGAUAUCCUUGCGGUACGGCGUAUGCGACGAGGAGCGAACGAUGGCGGACAGCCGAAUGACGCAGAUCGCGAUGGACCGAGACUUGGGCGCGAGCGUCGCAAGUCGCGUCGCGUUCCACGGUGAGACCGCUUUCCCCGUCGAUUACCCCCGUCGAUUCCUUUCCUUUCGCCCGCGCUUCUCUUCUCUUUCAACGUACUGUACGUUUGACCGGCGAGGCGUUCGACUGACCGACGCGCACCCGAUCGCUUCACCGAGAGCAGGGCAACACACCGUCGCCGCGUUGCUCGACGCCAACGACGCGACGCUGAAAGCCGCGCUCGGGGAGCUCGUGGAGGCGGACACGUGGACGAGCGCGAAGGAGCUCUCGAGAAAGAAAGUCUCGGAAGCGCGGAAGAGGGCGGCGGCGUUGGGCGCGGACGCGAAGGCGCGGAGGGAUUACGUGCGAAGGACGGAGGGCAGACGCGACGCGGCGCAAUCGGCGAGCGCGUCGUGGCGCGAGGAGGUUCAGACGAGGCUCGAACGCGCGAAAGCGGAGGAGACGCGCGCGUCGUCCGCGCUCUCCGCGGCGCUGGGGGCCUGCGCGGCGUCCUCCGCGGCGCUGCGCGCGGCGUCCGCGGCGUGGGACGCGGAGGAGGAGGCCGCGUCUUCCGCGGUCCGCGCCGCGGACGACGAGAUGUGGGGGAGUGAAGACGCCGGCGGCGGCGCGGCGGUGGACGAGACCGCGUUCCAAGCGCGCGCGGCGGCGCUCGACGCCGCCGCGGAGACCGCUCGGCGCGCGGUGGCGGAGCUGCAGAGAGAGGAAGCCGCCGCGAGGGCGGUCGCGUCGCAGGCGCACCGCACCGUGGGCGCGUUCCAAGGCGUCGGCGGCGGGAUGAAACCCGUCGGCGCGCACGCGCACGAGGCGGGCGUCAACGUCGGCGCGUGCGAUCGGUGCCUCCAACCGAUCGACCCGUCGCACCACGCGGACACGCUCCAGAAGCUCAUCGCGUCCGCGACCGCGUUCUCCGUCGCUCGCACGAGCCCCGGCCCCGGCUGUUGUUGCUUCCUCCGUUGGCCCCGCGGCGACGGCGGCGCCGGCGCCGCCGGCGCCACCGGCGACGCCGCGACCACCGCGUCCGCGCCCGCCGCCGCCGCCUCAAACGCGCGGCGCGCGCGGGACGCGAACGAGAAGCUCGCUGCCGUUCGCCGCGCGCGGGUGAACCCGCACGUUGUCGCGGCGGCGCUCGCGCGCGCGGACGCGGUCAUCGCGUCGUCGCCGGUGCCGCCGGCGACGCCGGCGCCGCCGUCGCCGCGGGACCAACGGACGAACCAACAACCGCCGGGCCCGGGGCUCGUGCGAGCGACGGAGAACGCGGUCGCGGACGCGGAGCGAAUCUCGCGCGAGCUUCAGAGGCUCGUCGCGGAGAGCGGGAACGUCGCCGCCGCGGCCGCGGCGAACCCGCACGAGCGCGAGGUCGAGUCGUUGCGCGCGCAGGUCGAAGCGGAGACGGAGGCGCUGAGGGCGAGGGACGAGGAAGUCGCCGACGUGGACGCCGCGUUGUCCACGGCGCAGCGCGCGGACGCCGUGUUCGGGACGCGCGGGAUACAGUCGUACUUAUUCGAGGGCGCGCUCGGGGAGCUGAGCGCUAGAGUGGGGCUGUACAUGGACGCGCUGACGGGGGGGGCGCUGACGAUGGAGUUGCGCCCCGCGGCGGCGGCGGCGGCGGAGGCGGGGGAGAGGAGGGCGCCGAAAAAGUCCAAGGCGAAGACGACGGCGGCGGGCGCGUCGAAAUCCUCCAAAUCCGCGCUGUCGUUGGACGCGAGCGACGACGAGGCCGAGGCCGAGGACGACGACGUACAGGACGUGGACGAAGACGCCGCCGCCGCCGCCGCCGCCGCGACGCCGCCGACGCCCGCGCCGCCGUCCGCCGCCUCCGCCGAGAAGAUUGAAAAGAUCAUCCACGCGCACGUCGACGCCGGCGGCCGCGUGCAGCGAUCCCUGCGUCAGCUCAGCGGCGGCGAGCGACGCCGCGCGGCGCUCGCGCUCGCGCUCGCGCACGCGGACCUCGCGUCCUCGCGCGGCGGCGUCGACUGCGACCUCCUCGUGUUGGACGAGGUGUUGCAGCAUCUGGACGGGGAGGGCGUGGCGCGCGUCACCGCGUUGUUACGGUGCGUUCGAGGGCUUGCUGCGCACAUGCUGCAACACCUCGUCCAACACGACGAGGUCGCCGCCGCCGCCGCCGCCGCGACGCCGCCGACGCCCGCGCCGCCGUCCGCCGCCUCCGCCGAGAAGAUUGAAAAGAUCAUCCACGCGCACGUCGACGCCGGCGGCCGCGUGCAGCGAUCCCUGCGUCAGCUCAGCGGCGGCGAGCGACGCCGCGCGGCGCUCGCGCUCGCGCUCGCGCACGCGGACCUCGCGUCCUCGCGCGGCGGCGUCGACUGCGACCUCCUCGUGUUGGACGAGGUGUUGCAGCAUCUGGACGGGGAGGGCGUGGCGCGCGUCACCGCGUUGUUACGGUCGCUGCCGGUGGGGACGGUGCUGCUCACGUCGCAGGCGGACUCGUCGACGUCGCACCUGUUCGACGUGGUGGAUAGGGUGUAUAAGAAGGGCGGCGCGAGCGGCGUGGCGACCGCGGAGGAGUACGUGACGGUGGAUCUGUCGCGAUUUGGAGGGUUGGAGGAGGAGGAGGAGGAGGAGGAGGAGACGCGAGGGAGAGCAGUCGCGUUUUGA
This is a messenger RNA of Micromonas pusilla CCMP1545, 4737 nucleotides long. RefSeq lists its product as uncharacterized. The record is from RefSeq and is a predicted model, not a curated record. Gene Ontology annotation, biological process: double-strand break repair. The transcript is spliced from 3 exons. Gene Ontology annotation, molecular function: ATP hydrolysis activity. Bases 1 to 4737 code for a protein of 1578 amino acids. NCBI's taxonomy places the organism in Eukaryota, Viridiplantae, Chlorophyta, Mamiellophyceae, Mamiellales, Mamiellaceae.